GUAUUUUUCCGUUCAUAUUUAAAGUAUGAUACAAGUAGACUCCCCAAGUUGACUUCCAGCUUACACUCAAUAAAGCAUACCCUCACUUCAUCCUACUCAUAAUCCCUGAUUUCUCUUAUUAUAUACAGCUCUUACCUCCAAGCACCUGGCCCUUUGUAUGUAAUUUGCCCUAGCAAAACCACACUUGAAAUCAGUGUGUUUAAGUUAAAAAUAACAAACAGUAGCAGUGGAGAACACAGAAGUUGGUAGAAACAGUGAAAUUAAGAGAGUGGAGUAGUAGAAGAAUUCUCAUAUAUUAUUUAAGUAAUUUUUCCCUGCAAAACAUAAAACUCUUUGAAAUGCUAACUUUGCUAUGAACAGAGUUUUUAUUGUUAGAUCUUGUGUCCAUUUAUCAUCAGCAUUGUAAAUUUUAUAAAGGGUAACAGCUCAGUUCUGCGGGGUUUUCCUUUACCACAGACUUCUUUUUAAGAAAGAUGGGCUUAAGGACUUUACAGUAUUUUCUUUCUUAUUUUCCUUGUUUGUAUUUCUCCUUUUUUAAUGGUGUAAAAAAAUUAAAAAAGGAUUUGAGUGCCAUGAAUUAAAUAUACCAACAACUUCCCAUAAGAAUGCCAUUUCCACUUCUCAUCUCCUGUGCCCACUUACUCUAAAUUUCCAAUUCAGGAACUCUUUGACUGAAUUGAAAUCUUGAAUCCAUGUCUUGUUCACUUUCUCAGUUUUUUUUAGUUUUCUCAUUAUCCAGCUUAAAGUCUACAUUAUGUAAUAUAACUUUGUAAUAUAUAUAUAUAAGCUCCUCUUAGUAUCUUGGCCACCCCUAUUCAAUGUACUGCUUUUUUCUUUAAAAACUCCUCUCCUGGUUAAACUUAAAUAUCCACCCACUCUGUACCUCACCUGAACAGCUGGACAUGGCUGGUGAAAAACACAAAUUUUGAAGCCCAGUUUAUGCUCACCAGACAAGCUUUCCUUCUAUCUCUUCCUACACUGUUUCUUUCUUCUACCCAAAUUUCCAUCCUACCAAAUCCUCAUUCAUAUUCUGCUUUGCUUCUAGAUAGUAUUUACAAAGUACUUAUUACUCUUACCUCCUUAUUCUGCUAUGAAUUUCAGUCCACGUGUCCUUCUCUCCUGUGACACCAACAUGCUAUGCUACACCUAUUUUAACAAAACACAAUCCAUGCUUGGCCACAUAAAUCUCUCCAUUUAUUCUUCCAUUUCUUGUUUCCUUCCACAGCUUGUAUGUUGGAAGUAUUACCUUUGGUCACAGACUCCCAGUUCUCCACCUCGCGUUCUCUUCUCAGCUGUCUCUGUUAGGUGUCCCCCUUAUGGUUCCAAGGAGACUGUUCUUGUCAAGGUCACCAGUGACCUCCUUGUUUCAUCCUAGUAGUUACAUCUCUGUUCCUUUAUUUUUUUACUUCCCUGAAGCCCUCACAGAAUUCAAGUCUCUCUUCUCUGAACACUUUCACGGACACAUCCUCAGGGUUUCUGCUGCCACAGUGGCCGCUCCCUCUGUCUUCCUGUUUGACUCCUUGUUCUGGAUCAAACUCUGUAUUACGGAGCACUCCAGGACUCUGGGUCCCCUGCUCUUGUGUCACUGAAUAGACUUCGCUAAGUUGCCUCAUUCAGUCAUUUGGAUUCAAAUGCCGUGACUCCCAAUAUCUCCUUAUGACCUUUCCCUAAAUCUCCAGACUAGAAAAUACAUGUGCCUGUUUCAUAUUUCCAUAUGGAGUUCUAAUGUCAUUUCAAAAAAAAAUGGCAGAAAGAGAAAUACCUAUUUUUACUCUAAAACUGUUCCCAGUCCUCAAUCAUGCUCAUCUCAUUAUACAAAAUAAAUCAUACUUAAGUACAAUCACAAAGUGUUUGCUAUAUGCCAGUGCCAUUCUACUUGCAUUAUAGAUUUUAAAUUACUUUGUGGCUUUCUUUGUUAACCAACACAGAAGGUAAGACACGGUUAAAUAACAUGUCCAAGAUUCCACAUUCUGUGAUAAGCAGUAAACCAGAAUUCAGACCCAGGAACACUAGCCAUAGAGAAUGUGCUGUGCUUUUUCUUAAAUCAGUAUGCCAGCCUGCCUAUGAAUGUGUAUAUCUUGUUUUCUACUAACUUCAUCAAGUCAAAACUCUUUCACAAACAUUUCAUGUACUAUAGAUUCGAACCUCAAAAUGUAUUCUUGAUCUGUCCAUGGGUUAUCACAUUCUCUAAUACCAGUAAAUCAAGCUACUGUUCUCUCUCACAUGGCAUACUGCAACAGGCUUCUUGCCAUUCCUCUGCUCCUAACACUGAGCCCUGCAAUUCAUUCUCCAUAUGCAGUAAUAGUGACCUUUCUAAAAAAUCAACUCAGUUAUUUUUCCCUUCUGAUUAAAUCCAUUUAGGGUUUUUGAAGUAGCUGUUCUUGCUGCCUGUAAUAUUCUUCUCACUGAUUUUACAUGCUGAUUCCCAUUGCCAUAAGGUCUGUGCUAUCUCCUUUUCUAAUAUAACUGUUUCAAAUCUGUGCAUACCGUAGCACAUGUUGAGAUCUUUCUCUCUCUCUCACUCUCGCUUCCUCCCUCUCCUUCCCUCUCCCUCUGUGUAUAUAAACAUAUAUAUAUAUGUAUAUGUAUAUUCAUACCUUUCUCACACAAUUAAAAUUUAUAUUAUGUGAGUGCAUAUAUGUCUUGUUCACUUCUAUAUUGUUAGCACCUAGAAUAGUGUCCACCAUGAAGACAGUAUUCAGAGAUGACAUGUGAGUAAUUGGAUAAUAAAUGAGAAAGUAAUUCUUAAGAAAGAGAGCACUCGAAGCUAUUUAUGCUUCUAACCUUAGGUCAGAUCUUGACUGUGUACUUUCAUAUUAAAUAUCCAAAGUUGAAAAAGUUAUUUCACAUUUUAUGUUCAAUUCUGUAUUUCAUAAUAUUGUAUCACCAACAGUGAGAUAGAUGUAGGACAAAGGUGAGAAGUAUAGUAAGUGUGGGGAAAAUGGGUCUUUCUGACCAAGAUUCCUGCCUGGCCUUAAUAGGCAUCCUGUUUGCACAUCUAUGGGAUGUUUCACUGGGAGCAGAGUGGCUGACAAGUCACAGGAUUGCCAUCCAGGGUAGGGAUGGAGAGAAAACACCCAUUUUCUCCUCCCCUCCAUUCCUGGUUUGUAAUUGGUCAGGUGCCCACUGGUCACCAGGGACGUGCCCACAGAAUUCCUCCUGGUGUGUGAGGGGGCAGAGUAGUGAGGCUGGAGAGGGAGCUGGGAGCUGGGAGCCCUGUGAGAGGGGCUCCCAACUCGUGCCAGCAAGAAGAGGCAAAGCCAUGAGAAUAAGUACUUCACUUCCAGACUUCUUGCCCUUGCCUGGAUUCUGUUUCAUCAAAUUCAUGGGCAACUUGCUCUGGGCGGGGAAUCCCCUCUCCCGGAGUUAGAGUAAGACCAUUACGGUACCCCCUGAAUUACAUUCUCCUGAAAUACCUAGUAUCUGUCUACACAAAUGAUAAUGCAAAUCAUGUAGUGAUUUAAUUAUAAUUAAUUUAUAAUAUAAAGUUCAGAAAUUCCUGUUUUGUUUUUUAAAGAGGGAAAUGGUCUGUUUCAGGCUUUACCAUUCAGUGAAAAAGACACAUUCAACAAAAGUCCAUUGUUAAAAAGAUGAACAAAUUCUAAGGAGGAAAUAAUGUAGAUCUGGCCUAAAAUAUGGCUGACAGGAGGACUCCCAGAAACAUUACAAAGAGGCAGCCUAUCACUUAUGUCCCACAGCCACACUCUCAUGAUUUUCUGGGGAAAACAUAGAUGGCUGAAAUCAUUUUCUAUGGCACCUCACAAUUGUCCGCUCUAGGAAGGAUUAUGUAAAUUGACCCAUUUGUUAGCUGCCAGCUACUCUGUAUCCCAGAUUGGUAUAGAUGAGGUAUGUUGUAUUCAGAUUGGUUGGUGUCCUUACCUUUUCUUUUUUAAAUAUAUAUAUAUAUUUGCUUCUUUGUUUCUUGAAUCAGCCUCUCCUGUGAGACCCAGUUUGUGUGUAAAACAGUGGCCAGAAUUUUUUGACUUAUUCUUUAAAAAGGUAUUUUAGAAUGUCCUUGAGUUUCCAGCAAAACACGUUCCGUUCCUGGGAACAUGUUAGGAGAGAAAUAAAGGCAAAUGAAUGAAUGAAAGCUUUAAAUGAAGAUGGAUGCCACAUCCAGGACUCUGCUGAUUCUGCUUCCUGCAGCGCCUCCUGCUCCUCCCCAUGCCUGGCGUCACAGGGCCUUGGCUCUGGCCGCUCUAUGCCUCCUGCUGCUGAUCGGACUGGGAGUCUUGGGAAGCAUAUUUUAUGUAACUUCAAAGAUAGAAAUGGGAAGAUUGAAUGAACUCCAGAAUUUCACAGAAGAACUUCAGAGAGAUCUUUCUUUACAACUGGUGCAUAACACGGACAGUUCCAAGAAGAUCAGGGACCUCUCUGUCACUCUGCAAAAAAUAGCCACCAAAUUAUGUCAUGAGCUAUAUAACAAAGAACCAGAGCACAAAUGUAAACCUUGCCCCAAAGAGUGGCUGUGGCUUGAGGACAGCUGUUAUCUAUUUUUACCUAAGGAUCCUAAAACCUGGCAAGCGAGUAACAGGAUAUGUUCUGCUAAAAAUGCCAGCCUGUUGAAGAUUAAAAGUGAAAGUGUGUUGGAAUUCAUAAAAUCCCAGGAACUAAAUAGCUAUUGGUUGGGAUUAUCUCCCAGUAAAUAUAGAAAAGACUACCACGCUUUGGAUGAUGUAAUUGUCUCCUCUGACUGGUUUAUAAGAAACACAAAUGACUUAAAUGGUAAGAUGUACUGUGGAUAUAUAUACUAUGAGUCUGUUUAUUACGCUGAGUGCACUGACAAAAACAGAAUUAUAUGUGAGAAGUUGGCUGACUCAGUGCAGAUUGACAGCACACUAAUUACUAAUGAAGCACCAGAUGGAAGAAGAGUGUAAUUAGCACAAUUACUUUGAUUCAGCUGUUGUCCUAACAAUUAAAGGCAACUUUAGAGAGCAUACAUCUUGUGGACCACACAAAUGGAAUAAAGGCGCUGUGAGACUAAGUUUCUGCCUACAAUUUACAUUUUCAAAUUUUCUUCAUUCUCCUGAUUUGCUGAGUGAAAGGAACCUAAAGCCAUACCGUAUCAUCCAGAUACAGGCCCAAUUGGAUGCUCUGGAAGAACAUACAGAAGAAAUUACUCAAAAUUAAAGAGAUAUGAAGAGCA
Manis javanica (Malayan pangolin) is the source of this 5146-nucleotide messenger RNA. Lineage: Eukaryota; Metazoa; Chordata; Mammalia; Pholidota; Manidae. The record is from RefSeq and is a predicted model, not a curated record.